UUGUUCUCUCACAUCGCAACCGCGAGACCGGACCUUUCCACCGAGCGAACUGCUUCGGCCAACAGCCUAUCUGAUACCGUCCCGUGCCCUCUCGGGAACCGGGAACCCACUCGGGCCUGCCGUCUCACACCGAUUGCCUCCUCUCCCCACCCACCGGGGGUGCCGGUUUGGCCAUGGAGAGCCCCGAGUUUGCUGCUGGCAUGCGGGGACAGGGUUCUAACGGCACCGCUUCGUCCACUUCCAAGCGCAAACGGAGUACCGUCGAUAGCAGUCCUGCCAGCCUUGGCGACCACGAACAUGAUCAAGAACAAGAGCAAGACCACGACGAGAGGACAGAUGCCUCGCCAGAGACCAAGAGCCGUCGCCUGCCCGGCGUGAAGCGUGCAUGCAACGAGUGCCGCCAGCAAAAGCUGCGCUGCGAUGUCGUCCAAGAGCCCUUCCAAAGUUGCUCGCGCUGCAACCGGCUUAAACUCGAGUGCAAGAUCGAGUCCAACUUCAAGCGCAUCGGCAAGCGUUCCAAGCAUGCCGAGAUGGAGAAGGAGAUCGAGAGGCUGCGCCGCGCAGUCGAGCUCGCCAAGAGCCGAGGCUUUGUUCUGGAUGAGGACGACGAGACCCUCCACUCGACAGUUCAUUCCGCCAUGCAGUCGCAACUCCACUCACCCGUCGUCACGAGCCAGUACUCACAUACGCGAAACCCCUCCUUGAUGGGAUCCGACGAAGCCGUCUCAUCGCUGCUGCACCUCAAGCGGGGUGGCUCAUAUGCCCUCCCUCGCAUUGCCCGAGAACUUGACACUUUUCAGAUCACCGAGGAAGAGGAGAGCCAGCUGUUCAGCCAAUUCUUCAACUACUAUCACCCCUUCCUCCCGUUCCUUAACCCGGCCCAGACGCCAGAUCAGUAUUACCAGCAGCAUCCCCUGCUCUACUGGUCCAUCAUCGCGGUCGCCAGCAGGCGCUACGGGUCCGACCACAACAUCCUCACCAAGCUCUCGGGGCCCCUGACGAGACUGCUCUGGAACACCGUGGGGGACGUGCCUCAGAGCUAUUUCGUUGUCAAGGCGCUCUGUUUGCUCUGCACCUGGCCCCUUCCGACGAGCACGACGUCGUCCGACCCCACUCAUAUUCUCUGCGGAGUCCUGAUGAAGACAGCGACCGGCAUCGGCUUGCACCGGCCGAAUCACAUCAACGACUUCUCCCGAGUUGCGGUGGAGCUGAACAAGGAAGGGCUGCACGACCGCAUCAAGACUUGGGCCGUGUGCAACAUCGUCGCGCAGACGAUAGGCACGGGCUAUGGCCAGCCGGCCUCAACCCUAUACGACUGGACGCUGGCCGUUCGUCCCGGAAUCGAUGGCCCGUUUUCUCUCGGGCCGGAGCUCGAGGCCAGGUUACAGAUCGAGCGCUUCUGCGACAAGGUGUCUAAAGAAAUGUACAGCAACGCUAGCGACCCCCGUGGCGUUGCCGGCGACGAGCACCGGGCCAUGUUGAUGCGCGUGUACCGGCGCGAGUUCAACGAGCUCCAAGCUUCGAUCCUGGCACAGAACUUAUCGCCAAUUGUCUACCUCCACCUUAAAGCAGCCUGUCUCCAUCUCCGCCUCGCCGGCUUCUUCGACUCGAGCCGCACGCCAGGAUACCUCGACGAUUUGAUGGCGUUGUGGCGUGCCACCACCGGCUACCUUGACUUCAUCCUCGACGGCCCGGAGACCUGCGACGAGGCGUAUCGGUACCAGUUGCAAGACCAGUUCCUUCUAAAAUACGCCACCAACUAUAUACAGCAGAUGCUCGUUGCCGCCGGGUUUGCCUUGCUCAAGCUCAUGCGGUCAUUUUUUGUGAAACAGAUCGAACCCGAGCGUGGCCGGACUCUCUUCCACAGGACGAUCCAAGCCAUUCGGACUACCAGCGUGGUGCAGAACGACUUGAACUGGAGGCUUGCCGAAUUGAUGGUUCAGAUCUGGAACGGCGCUCGGAACAAGGACGCGUCGUCCUUUCAAGGUGACGACCCAGAGAUUGACGACAGUUUGCAGCUCAAGGUGCGGUGCAGACACAGCAUGAGUCUCGUGUUCGACUCGAUCUGGCACUGGAGGGAGGAAUACCAAGCCCGAGGUCGGGGCACGCUUGAUGCCUCCACUCAUUUAGACAGCACCCUGGCCCCGCCAUCCCAGAGUCUCCCUGCCAAUCUCGGCCUGGCAGCGUCCAACGGUCCCAUGACGCCCGGUGGAAACUCGGCCAUGGGAGGAGGCACGCAAGGCGGCUCGCUCAUGGGCUUGAACAACUACGAAAGCAACUACGAUUUCUGGGACCCCCAGCACUGGAUGCUGGAUGGACUGAUCGACUUUAACUACAACACAUUUGUCCCCAUCGAGAGUACUUAGGACACGCG
Thermothelomyces thermophilus ATCC 42464 is the source of this 2374-nucleotide messenger RNA. RefSeq lists its product as uncharacterized. NCBI's taxonomy places the organism in Eukaryota, Fungi, Ascomycota, Sordariomycetes, Sordariales, Chaetomiaceae. The record is from RefSeq and is a predicted model, not a curated record. Gene Ontology annotation, biological process: regulation of DNA-templated transcription; DNA-templated transcription. Gene Ontology annotation, cellular component: nucleus. Bases 174 to 2366 code for a protein of 730 amino acids. Gene Ontology annotation, molecular function: transcription cis-regulatory region binding; DNA-binding transcription factor activity, RNA polymerase II-specific; zinc ion binding. The transcript is spliced from 3 exons.